UUGCAGAAGUCAAAAGCAGAACCGAAAACGGUGAAACUGGGUGACUUAGAAAACGACUUAGAGGACGACAGUUUCACAAGUUCUUCUGUUGCUGAGACUGGAACAUUUAAACCAAAGGAUCAUGUGAUUUCAACAACUUGGAGGGACGGACCAUAUCUGCUGGUGGUUAAGAUUAAUCCAAGCAGACAAGAUGUGAACUGGAAUUUAACCGUCAGUGUUGUGAUGAUGGGAGCUCACGGUUAUCUUUCUGUCACUGAAUGGCCUCUCAUGAUCUUCUACAUGGUGAUGUGUAUGGUGUACAUCCUUUACGCUGUGCUCUGGUUUGUCUGGUCGUCCUGCUACUGGAAAGAUCUGCUGAGGAUCCAGUUCUGGAUUGCAGGAGUCAUUUUCCUGGGCAUGAUCGAGAAGGCUGUCUGUGCUGAAUAUCAGAACACCAACACCGUGGGAUCAGCAACUCAGGGUCUGCUGAUCUUCGCUGAGCUCGUCUCUGCUCUGAAAAGGACUUUGGCUCGUUUGCUCGUCAUCAUCGUCAGUCUGGGCUACGGCAUUGUCAAACCUCGUCUAGGCACUGUCAUGCACAGAGUGGUUGGUCUCGGUGUGCUUUACUUUGCAUUCGCUGCCAUUGAGGGCGUUCUGAGGAUCACUGGGGCUAAAGACUCUGACCUGGCCCUGCUAGCCAACAUUCCCCUGGCUCUGCUUGACUCCUCUCUGUGUUGGUGGAUAUUUGUCAGUUUGGCACAAACCAUUAAGACUCUAAAGCUCAGAAAAAACCCAGUGAAGUUGUCUUUGUACAGACACUUCACCAACACACUCAUCUUCGCUGUUCUGGCUUCAAUCAUUUUCAUGGUUUGGACAACAAAGAAGUUUCGUUUGGCACACUGUCAGGGGGACUGGAUGGAGCUGUGGGUGGACGAUGCUUUCUGGAGGUUCCUCUUCUCUAUUAUUCUGCUGGUCAUCAUGUUUCUGUGGAGGCCGUCUGCUAAUAACCAAAGGUAUGCCUUCACACCGCUCAUUGAUGACUCCGAUGAUGAGGAGAUCGAUGAAUUCCUGGUGUCUGCAAAUAUUGCUGAUGGGAUAAAGUUGAGAGCAGCUAAAACAGAAACCAAUGGAACAGUGAAGCCUCCACCAACUAAUCCGGAUGAGGAUUUGAAGUGGGUGGAGGAGAAUAUUCCUACCUCUCUGACUGAUGUAGCUCUGCCUGUUCUUCUCGACUCAGAUGAGGAGAUCAUGACCACCAAAUACGAGAUGUCUAAAAUGGAGUGAGUUUGAGGAAUGCCCGAGAUUGCUCGAGAAAUGCUCGAUCGGACCCUUAUAGAGCCACAGACUCGGACCGUUUUCUUCCUUUGCUGCCGUUGGUUGGUGGAUUUUUGAGUUGAUUGAAGGAAUCCUGCUGAAGGUGCAGACAUAUUUUAGCUGGUUUAGAUGCCAUUCUACCUGAACUCUGUGCGAGGCGUUAACUCUUGUUUUCCUGAAACGUCCUGAAGACUGUAACGUCCUGAUUGAUCUGUAAAGAGACAAGUAUUUAUGUUUCUAAUGACAUACUUGUCAAAAUUGUGAGUGACUAUUCGUGUGCGGCGAUAAUGUGUUAUUUAAAUGGAUUGAAAUGGGGUUUUGUUUGUGUAUGUGUGUGCGCGCGUGCGUCUUGAAAAAACACUAAGGAACUUGGUAAUACUUUACUUGAAAGGAUGUUCAUAAGACUGUCAUGAAACUUUUAUAAUCAAUGUGAAUAAGAUUUUAUGCACGCUAAUGACAACUGUUAUUAAGUGUCAAUGAUACAGUUGUGUCAUAUUAAAUGCAAAGAUGACACUGUUUUCAUUGACAACUUGACAUAAACAAAUACAUCACCACCAGUCUUCAUCUUUAUCAUGACAGCUUGUCAUUACCAAGACAACAUAACUUUUCAUAAAUCUGUCAAAAAACAUGAUUGUCACGAGGCAUUAUAAUUGUCAUUAAUAUUUUUCUGAUCUCGUUUUCAUUGAAACUAACUGUAUUUGUCAUUAAAAUGUCUCAAUAUGUUUCUGUACUCAGCGUCAUUAAUGUUUAAUGACAAUUUAAUUACAAUUUCAUUUCGUACCACUCUAGUUGAGGUAAAAAAAAAAAACAUUAAUUAUGCUGUCAUAAAAGUCACGACUCAGUUAUGAUGCCUCAUGACAAUCAUGUUUAUGAAAGAUUUAUGACAAGUUUUGUUGUGUUGGUAAUGUCAAGUUGCUUUGAUAUUCAAAAACGUGAUAUAUUUGUUUAUGUCACGUUGUUAGCAAAACUAGCCUAAAAACUAGCCUAAAUUGUCAUCUGCUAUUAAAAUCAAUCCUAGUGCAUAGUCUGCUAUUAAAAGCGCCAUGUGCUGUUAAAAAACUUGCCUAAAGAGUGAUCUGCUGUUAAAAACUAGCCUAGAGCGCCAUCUGCUUGCCAUUUGCUAGUAAAAUAAAGCCCAGAGCACUGAAUGCUAUUAAAAACAAGCCUAGAGUGUUUGUCUGCUGUUUAAACUAAGCCUAGAGCACCAUCUGCUGUUCAAAAUUAGCCUAGAGCCCCAUCUGCUUAUAAAAUCUAGCUUAGACUGCCAUCUGCUGUUAAAAGAAAGCCUAGAGCACUGUCUGCUGUUCAAAACUAGUGUAUAGCGCCAUCUGCUGUUCAAAACUAGCCUAAAGCACCAUCUGCUGUUCAAAACUAGCCUAUAGCACCAUCUGCUGUUCAAAACUAGCCUAGAGCACCAUCUGCUUUUAAAAAAACUAGCAUAGAGCACCAUCUGCUUUUAAAAAACUAGCCUAGACCGCCAUCUGCUAUUAAAAAAAGCCUAGAGCGCCAUCUGCUGUUCAACCCUAACCUAGUGCACCAUCUGCAGAUCAAACCUAGCCUAGAGCUCCAUCUGCUGUUCAAAGCUAGGCUAGAGCGCCAUCUGCUUGUAAAAAACUAGCUUAGAUCACCAUCUGCUAUUAAAAGCAAGCAGAGUCCUGUCUUCUGUUCAAACCUAGCCUAGAGCGCCCAUCUGCUGUUCAAAUCUAGCACCAUCUGUUGUUCAAACCUAGCCUAGAGCGCCAACUGCUGUUCAAAACUAGCACCAUCUGUUGUUUAAACCUAGCCUAGAGCUCCAUCUGCUGUUCAAAGCUAGGCUAGAGCACCAUCUGCUUGUAAAAAACUAGCUUAGACCACCAUCUGCUAUUAAAAGCAAGCAUAGAGUCCUGUCUUCUGUUCCAACCUAGCCUAGAGCGCCAACUGCUGUUCAAAUCUAGCACCAUCUGCUGUUCAAACCUAGCCUAGAGCGCCAACUGCUGUUCAAAACUAGCCCCAUCUGCUGUUUAAACCUAGCCUAGAGCUCCAUCUGCUGUUCAAAGCUAGGCUAGAGCACCAUCUGCUUGUAAAAAACUAGCUUAGACCACCAUCUGCUAUUAAAAGCAAGCAUAGAGUCCUGUCUUCUGUUCCAACCUAGCCUAGAGCGCCAACUGCUGUUCAAAUCUAGCACCAUCUGCUGUUCAAACCUAGCCUAGAGCGCCAACUGCUGUUCAAAACUAGCACCAUCUGCUGUUUAAACCAAGCCUAGAGCUCCAUCAGCUUUUCAAACCUAGCCAAGAGUGCCCUCUGCUGCACAAACCUAGCCUAGAGCGCCAUCAGCUUUUCAAACCUAGCCUAGAGCGCCAUCAGCUUUUCAAACCUAGCCAAGAGUGCCAUCUACGGCUCAAAACUAGCCAAGAGCACCAUCUACUUUCCAAAACUAGCCUAGAUCACCAUAGGGUGUUAAAAAUUAGUACAAUCUGCUGGUCAUAAACCAUGUAUUGUUUAAGUUGUCCUAACAGACUAUGUCAUUAUGCAUUUAAAAUGUCAUAACCAAGCCAAUGACAGUUGUUAUAAGCAUGCCUAAAAUUUUCAUUCACAUUCAUAACAUCUCUUCAUGAUUAUAAAUGUUUAAUAACAGUCUUAUGAACACCUCUUCUCGUAUUCAAGUGUUACUAGAUGUUGACCAAAGCGUCCUCUACGUUUCCAUUAACUGUAUAUAAAGUGUUAUUUUCCAAUAUUAUUUCUGUGAGUUCAGCACAUGAUGUGAAUAGUACUAGAGAUUUGUAUUUGCUUGAGUUUGUACAGGGAGUAAUUUAACUGGGUAAUUUAAUCAAUGACUAAUUUGUAUGGUUUGUUUUGUACAGAGCCCAGAUCAACUUACUGAAAGAAGCACAGUUCCCCCUUAGAAAUUGAAAUGAAGUUAUUUGUCUCCUCUUUCAAACCUACAUGCCGUUAUUUGUACCGUGAAGCACAAAGAGGAGAGGUUUUGGAAAUGUAGGAAAAUGUAUUAGUUAGUUGUGAAUUAUACAGAAAAAUGCAAGCCAUCGUUGGCCGAAAACCUUUAUUUUUAUUUGCGUUUGCUUCUAUCUUGCAGUCUAAAACCUACUUUUUGGUCACACAAUCGAAAAAUAGUGCAAGAGAUGAACUUUUAUGAUGGAUUUUAUUUACUUUGCAAAGAUGUAGCAUGAAGGCUCGCAGCUAUUGCAUUUCAUGGAAGAAAAAAGGUAACACUUGAAGGGAUGUUCAUAAGACUGCCGUUAAGCUUUUAUAAGCAUGACAUGUCAUAAAUGUGAAUGAGAUUUUAUGCUUGCUCAUAACAACUGUUAUUAAGUGGCUCAUUAUGGCAUUUUAAAUGCAAAAAUGGCAUUGUUUGUUAUGACAACUUGACAUAAAGACAUCACAACCUGUCUUUAUCUUUGUCUUGACAGUUUGACAUUACAAAACUUGUCAUAAAUCUGUCAUAAACAUGAUUGUCAUGAAGCUAUUAUAAAUGUCUCAUCAAUUCCAUAACAGUGCGUUAUUAUUGUUUUGGCCUCAACUUCAGUGGUACAAGCUGAAUUUGUUAUUAAAAUGUCAUUAAAUAUUAGUGACGCUGUUUUUAAAAUUUUUUUGUAAUAUUUAUGUAUUAAGUAUUUAAAAAUUAAGUAAUAAACUUUGAAAGAGACAUUUUAAUGACAAAUACACUGAAAACCUGAUCGGAAAAAAUAUUCACGACACAUUUAUAAUGCCUCAUGACAAUCAUGUUUAUGACAGAUUUAUGACAAGACAAACUUUCUGUCAAGACAAAGACAAAAACAGGUUGUGAUGUGUUUGUUUAUGCCACUUAAUAACACUCAAUAAAAUCUCAUUCACAUGUGUCAUGUCAUGAUUAUAAUGGAUUCGCGACAGUCUUAUGAACAAGUGUAACCAAAAAUCAUAGUUAUAUUGUUUGAAACAACUUGAAAGUGAGUAAAUAAUGUUCAAUUUUG
Molecule: messenger RNA, 5237 nt
Organism: Danio rerio (zebrafish)
Lineage: Eukaryota; Metazoa; Chordata; Actinopteri; Cypriniformes; Danionidae
Source: RefSeq, a predicted model, not a curated record